AUGGGGUCGCUCGGCUUCCUCACGCCAUUCGAGUUUUUGCACGCCGAGUGCUCUGGCGGCUACGAAGGUCCCAACUACAAAGGUGUACCAUCCCUGGUGAUCUGCCUCAAGGUUAUGAGAGCUUGCUUUGUUCAGCAAGCUCUCAUAACCUUGAGGCAGAUCACCUGGAACGGCUCAAAUGUGAGUGAUUCAAUCUAUCGUUGCCAUCGCCUCUUGUGUACGAUUAUCCGAAAGCAAAUGUCGCUUGAACCUGCAAUCCCACCAGUUCACGCCCUAAACGAAGUCGUGGUGGUGGAUCGUGGGGUCGGUGCGGCUUUGGCCGAGCUCGUCUGCUUUUGCGAAGACAUCGAGUUGACCAAGAUCAGCGCCGAUGGAAUUAUCAUAGCUUACCUGACAGGUUCAAUCGCGUACUCGUUAUCGGCGGGAGGCAGUAUUGCCCAUCCAUAA
Molecule: messenger RNA, 447 nt
Organism: Aphanomyces invadans
Lineage: Eukaryota; Oomycota; Saprolegniomycetes; Saprolegniales; Verrucalvaceae
Exons: 1
Coding region: 1-447 (148 amino acids)
Biological process (GO): NADP+ biosynthetic process; NAD+ metabolic process
Molecular function (GO): NAD+ kinase activity
Source: RefSeq, a predicted model, not a curated record